Seriola aureovittata is the source of this 1266-nucleotide messenger RNA. RefSeq names its product leucine-rich repeat-containing protein 72. The transcript is spliced from 6 exons. The record is from RefSeq and is a predicted model, not a curated record. NCBI's taxonomy places the organism in Eukaryota, Metazoa, Chordata, Actinopteri, Carangiformes, Carangidae. The annotation marks the transcript as partial. Gene Ontology annotation, molecular function: protein binding.
ACACAGGAUAUAAAUGACAUAAUCCAGAAGUGUGGGAUAAGGAGGGACGCUGAUGUUUGCCAACUCAGCCUCACCUCAAAAAAACUCACCAGUGUCCCCGACUUAUCAAGAUUUCACUUUCUGAGGAAGCUGUGGCUGAAUAACAACAAGAUCAGAGAGCUCAGCUGUCGCUCCCUGAACUGCUGCGUGACCGAACUUUACCUCCACAACAACAACAUCAAGUCUAUUACAGGGGCUCUAAAUCAUCUGACCUGCCUGCGGCGUCUUUUUCUCCACAACAACCAGAUCAGAGGUCUGGAGGACACGACGCACGAGCUCAGGAGGAUGCAUCAGCUCCAAAGUGCCACUUUUUUCCUCAACCCCAUCUCUCAUGAACCUGGAUAUCGACACCAUGUGAUCCACCGUCUGCCUUCUAUCCAGGUGUUAGACGGGAAAGAGGUGAAGCCAGAAGAGAGGAGGAGGUCCUUCCAGAUGUUCAGGCAGGAGAGUCACCGCGUCCUCCAGUCUGUGGCCUUCGGCAGACGAGUAAGAUAAACCGCACGAGGAGAGGAAGAUGACGGUGGCCGCUUUCUCAAAGUGUUCAGUCAUUACACGCUGUAACGCAAAAUAUCUCCCACUGUAUCGCUGUUUCUGUGGUCUGCUCAAAAUGAUCUGUUACAAAAAUCUGACAGCAAGGUCUGUGAAUUAUCCAGACAAAAAAAAAAAAACAAAAAAACAAAAACAGGAUGUUCUUUUCAAAAUAAGACACUGCUUCUGAGUAGCUGCUGAUGAGAGCAGGAAGAGAAACAGGAAACCUCUGUAGAACUGAGGGGAACUGAAGAAUCUGUACCACAAAGUUAUUGUGAUGGAUUGUAAAUAUAAAAUUAUUGAUGACAAUCAUAUAAAUUAUUGAUUAUUAUAUAGCUUUAAUUCCAUUCACCUUCAGUUUACUGGGGUGGCAGCAGAGGUCUUGCAGCUGACACCUCAGUACAUUAUAAAUCUACAUGGUCACAAUGUCUUCUGUGUCACUUAAUGUUUUUUCACAAACAAAAAAAAAAAAAGUGCAUGGAAGUGCAGUAUGCCACUACGGAUAUGUGACCCUUUAAAUAUCCAUUCUUUAGUUAUAUAUGGUGUAAGGACCAAUCCAAACUCUUCAGUGCAAAUGUGGUCAAAAGCUGGAUUAUUAAGAGGCCAGUAGUUACUACCUUCAUGUUUAAAGUUUUCACAAGAGCCUCCAGAGUUAAAUCAUCACCUCUCUGAACAUUAUAGGGUUAAAAAAAAAAGAAA